CAUGAAGUCUCCCGAUAGGAAAAACAAGAAGAUAAUCGACUUUGAACUGGACGUUGUCGAAGAGGAGCAGACUUCUUGGGCACAAAGAACUGGCCUACCACCGCCAUGUGCAAAGAAAAGUCGUCCACUGGGGAACGCAACGACGGCAAACCGUGUCAAGGCCCAGACGUCCUACCGUAUGAGCACCCCGGGAACAGGCCUGUCGACACCCACCAAGAAUACGUUUACGCGCACGCAGACCUUCUAGACGCAUCAACCGACCAUAUCCUUGUACCCGUCCCUUCCUUCGAGAGCCUGCCGACAAGCAAUGCGGACUUGGAUGACAGCAAGUCACCCAGUGUACCUUGGGCAAAUUUACAUUCAAAAGGCCGUGUGAGAAGUGGGCCCAAACCACGCGGUGGGUGUAUGAAGCAGAAAACGUUUAAACCGAUUACCAACGUGCGCGUAUCGUUCUGUGGAUCGACGCUGGAGAAAAAUAACGGCUUGCAGAAAGAGCAAAAACGCGCGCUGAAAGAGAAGCAAAUUCCCUGCACAGACGACGGGACUAAUGACAGAGCACAGGACGUGAACGUUGGGGACAUGUCUAAGAAUUUUUCGGGGAAACAUCACAAUUACCAUGGAUACCACUUGGUGGGGACACCGAUAACUACCGAGGGUGCGGCUUCGAAGACAGUCGAUUGCGUGAAAACAGCCGAGUCGGGUAAAGACAAGAUGAAGGAGGUUCGACUUUGUGUGGCGCACCGGGAGUUCUUACAAGACGGUCAAAGGUCGUCGGGUGGGCGACCUGCGGCUACGCCGUACAGCACACCGAGAACACGUGACACUGAUAACGAACUCGUACUUACCACCAAACUAUAUCCACCUACCCUGGAGUCCGAUGAACACACAACUCAAAGUGAUGACGCGUCUACCCCGAUGCCAUCGAAGGCCAUCGCAGGAAGAUUUAAUUCGACCUCCAAGAAAAAGAAAAAGGAGCCGUGUAGAGUAUAUUCUGCGAGCACCACUUCAUCCAUCACCGUCCCUUCUCCACGCUCGCUUCUCCACCCGUCCAUCGCAUCCAUACAUUGCAAGAAAGAAAAUACCCCCAUCGUGAGUAAUUUUGCGAUCUUGCGAUGCUCUGACAACAAAGGGGGUACCUUCGCGAAACUACUAAAGAAUGGUGUCCCGGUAAAGAGAAAUGGCCAGAAUAAAAAGAAAGGAGAAAAGGAAAGGAAAAAUGCGGUCUGCAAGUCACCGGAGUCACCGGUUUGUAGAAGGACUACGGUUGAGCUGACCGAUCGUGAAGUCAGAGGACAGAAGUUUAAAAUGUACGACGAGAUGCCGCAGAGGGCGCUCCAAAAACGACCCAUCAGACGAUCUCCUGAGCAUUCUUCCCGACAAAGUGCCAAUAUUCAAAACCGAGGUUACCGUUCAGCUCGGGUUAACGCGCCCAACUUCCAAGCAGACGACGCACCGUCGAAAUUCAUCCAGAAAUUUGGCGCCAACCGAUUGUCGCAAAACAACAAGGACGGUCAUCAGCAUUGUCGGAUGCCGACCUAUGGUUAUGCCAAAAACAACUUCUUAGGCCACCCUCCCAGCCAUAGCCGCAUCCAAUCUGCUGAUACCGCCUCAAGAAAAACAAGCCCUCUACGACGGGUCGUUGAUAUCUCAGAACAGGCCAUGAACAGUCUGGUGAAUGAAGCCAUUCGAGAGAAGAAGACCAACCAGCACGUUUCCGGUGGGGACAUCGUGAAAUCUCUUCAGCGUCAUUUCAGCGAUCUGCGCAAAUCACAGAAGCGGUCUCCGGGCUAUGAGAUGUACACGCGGUUCAUCCCUGUCCAAACAAGUGAAAAAACCGGCAAUGAAAUAGGUAUGCUCCGACCCAGUAGCAGCCCCGUUCCCCGGCUGAACGUGCCCAAGGAGCCCGUCUUCAACAUUAAGGAGACGCUACCAGUACCACCCCAUCCAUACCUGACCCCUCCUCCACCCUCCUCCGCAUCGGCUCCCCCUCCCGUCGACAAGGCAGAGUCUCCUCGAGGAGCUGGAAGGGCGGUCAUGGCAACGGGUAUCACGAAGCGGAACGCAGUGAGCGCUACGGAUGCGAGCGGUGCAACACUUGGACAAGUUGAGGAAUGGGACGCCACUUAUCGGCUGGAGAGAAAAGUCAGCGCUACUGUGAAGGGAGCCGCCUACGUUCGGAACAUGAGAAACGAUCAGCGAACGCGAGCAUGGGUUGCGGAUUUGGCAUCCGACUUUGCUCCCAAUAAUGUCUCAGAACAAUGAAAAUGAUUUAAGCUAACUCUAAAAACGUACGAUAUAUCAGUGGCUUCCUCGAGGCUGGCUGGUAAAUGCCAUUGUUAACCGUUGCUCUAACCAUGGCAUAAUUAUGUGAACGAGCCUUUAUUAGAAGUUUGGAUGACUGCAUGGUCUCUUUUUGUUUUUGCUGAAAUACGUACACUGUAGGUGGAUCUUGGGGAAGAUAACAAAUAAAAAUGUGACCGAAAACAGUCUUCCUAUGGCGAAGGAGAUAUGGGAAACAAGAGGUAUACACGGGCUGGUAGAAAUGAUGUAAACAAGGUUAUUUUGAAGUCCGUUUCAGCCGAUUAGGAAAUGAUUCCAUGGUUUCAUACUUCUUUACUUUAAAAAACACAGCAGCAUGACUGAAAAAACUACUUAUUCGUGGUAUGAUAAGAGGUCAUGACGGAAAAACAAGAUGUUUUGCAUCCUGCUUUGUCUUGUUGCCUCUUCUUGAACAUCCUUGGAAAUUUUGAAAGAAGAAGAAUACAAGCCAAGUGUUUUUAGACCUAUUUCUUGCUCAAUCAACAUGUUUU
Strongylocentrotus purpuratus (purple sea urchin) is the source of this 2810-nucleotide messenger RNA. RefSeq names its product hormonally up-regulated neu tumor-associated kinase. The transcript has 8 exons. The coding region runs from base 106 to 2262 and encodes 718 amino acids. Gene Ontology annotation, biological process: intracellular signal transduction; protein phosphorylation. The record is from RefSeq and is a predicted model, not a curated record. Gene Ontology annotation, cellular component: cytoplasm. Gene Ontology annotation, molecular function: protein serine/threonine kinase activity; ATP binding. Lineage: Eukaryota; Metazoa; Echinodermata; Echinoidea; Camarodonta; Strongylocentrotidae.